AUGAAAUAACUACUAGAUUAAACAUAAAUAUCAAAAGAAUAUAAUCUAGAAACAACAGAUUAAUCCAUAUCUAAUAUAUAUAUUACGAACUAAAAAAAAAAUGAAAGUUUUUGGACCGAAAAGUUUAAUUUAUUACAAUUUCGUAAUUAAUACAAGCAGUUACAAAGUAAAAACAUUCUCCAAACAACCCUAGAGCAAGAAAAAUAAGGUUUUAAAAAACAUGUUUAUUAAUGGGGUGGAGAUAAGCCUUAAAGUAGUCUAAAUAAAGGUUAUUUAGGAAAAUUGAAUGAAAAACUUAGAUCUGAAGAAGAAGAAAAACAAGAAAACGACUAUAUUAAUAAUAUGUAGAGUACUUUCGAAAUUCACAAAUACGAUAAUUAUCCUAAACCAAUUUUAGGUUAAAAUUCAGAAGAGAUUUAUUACAAAAAUUAUAAAAAAAUAGAAAAAAUUUCCGAAUAAAAUAAAUAUUUUCAAAUAUAAGAUUCUACAUAAACCAGUAUUCUUAAAGAAAUCGAAAAACAAAAAUUACUACCUUGUAAAUUAGGUAUUAUUAAAUCUAAAGGGGAAAAUACAGACAUUAAAAUCAAUAAUAUGCACUAUGGAGAUAAAUACGCGAAAGUAAUAAGCCAAGGAAUAAAAUAAAUAUAAAGCAUUACCAAUUUUACUUUAGGCAAAAACCGUAUUUCAAAAAAAGGAGCAGAUGAUCUCUUAUAAAUAAUAGCCAGAAAAGCCACUAUAUUAGAUCUAGAAGGGAAUUAAAUAAGUUAUAUAGGAUGUGAUCAUAUAGGAAGAGCACUAGAAGCCAGAGAAUGUAAAAUCGAAGUUUUAAAUUUAGAAGAUAAUAAACUAGGUGAUAAAGCCAUAAAUAUGAUUCUGUAGUCUGUUUUAAAUAAUAUUAAUAAUAGCUUAAUAACUUUAAAUAUUUCGAAAAAUUAUAUAAGUGAUAAAUGUACUAAUAGUAUUGUAAAUGUAAUCGAAGGUAGCCUAUCUUUAAGGGAAUUUUAUCUUCAUUGGAAUUUAUUAAAAGGGAUUAGUGGUUAAUUAAUAUUCUAAACACUAUCAUUAAACCAUAGCCUGAAAGUACUAGACUUAAGCUGCAACUCAUUAGGUUUAGGUCUUUCUUUUAGUUUGGAAAUAUGCACUUUUUUUACUAAUAAUAAAGAUUUGAGGCAUUUGGAUCUAUCUAACAAUUAUAUAGACUUUGAGAAUUCUAAAAAAAUAGCCGAAGGUCUAGAAAAAAACAAGACUAUAUAUGGAUUACAUUACUCAGGAAACACUGGAUAUAUAGACUCUAGGGGUUUUUUGGUGCUUGAAGAUAAUUUAAACGAAGAUUUAACAGGAAUGCAUAUAAAAUAAAGAAUAAAUUCAUGCAAAGUACUACCUUUUAAUUAUUCAUUUAAAGGACAAAGAGAGAAAGAUUUAAAAGAUGUUUGUUGGAUUUGCGGCGGGUGGGAUGAAUUAGAAAUCGAAAUAGAAGAAAAAGAUAAAGAAGACCCAGUUUUCAUUUAUUUUAAUUUCGAAAACUAUAAAUAAAACUAUCUAGGCAAAAAUAAUUUUGUAUACAAAAGAAUGCUUCCACCCACUUAAAAUUUAUCCUUUUUUUUCACUUAAGAAGAUGACCCUUUCAUAAACCAAAAAAAUGUAAAUUAAAUAACCACAAAUCCAGAAGGGAACAUCAUCUAAAACAUAGAAAUUUAUGACAAUUCAAUUAUAAAUUCAUUAUAGAUAGAAAAACUUAAUACACUGAAAAUACACAAAAAAUAAGCUCUUUUAGAUGAAAAUUACCUCCCCUUAAUAACAAUACUGCCCCGGACUCGAGAUCCUUAAUAUGUUCCCGCUAAGUAAAAAAAAACUAAAGCCAAAUGGACAUUUUCUAUAUCUCUAAUGGCCAAAUGGAGACCUGAUGACGAAGAGCUUAUAAAAAAAUGCUUCGAAACAGACUGGGAGAACUCCAAAAUCCCCCAAAAAGUGAAAAAAUAAGAAGACUAAGACCUCCUUAAAGCCUUUUUACGGCAAAAGUAUUAAAAAAUAAAAGAUUUAUAUAAAUAUUUUGCUUCCUUUAACCCCAUAUAGGAUGUUUGGUGUAUUUAAAACGGUCCAUGGCUAGAAUUAGUGGAUUUAAUGAAAAUUAUAGACUAAAAAAUAAAAGAUGCUGACUUAAAUCUGAAGUGGACAGCGACUAUAUCUGGAGGAGAAAAAGGGAAUUUUCGGAAUCCGGAAAGAGGAAUAAAUAGACAUUAAUUAAUGGAGGCUUUUGUGAGGAUUGCAGAGGAAAAAUAUAUACUAAAAUAUUCAAAAACAUAGUCUUUUUUUGAAGCCAUGAACCUUUUUUGGGAUGAACAUCUGGAAAAUAUCAUAAAUGAAGAAAAAUAUAACGCUUAAAAAUGGAGAGAAGAAAAAUAUUGGAAUGAAGAAUGUGAUUAUUGUCUUAAAAAUUAUAAAAAAAUCAUAGAUCAUGUCUAUAAAAAAUUCUCUAAAUUAAAAGUUAAACCAGGAUAAAUACCAUUUAUGUCUUUAGAUGAAUUAUAAAAAAUUAUUUCUCUAACAGCAAUAGCAGAAGAUGAAAAUUUCGGAACUAAUGUUGUUAAUUUUGCUUAUAAUUAAAGUAUGAUGACAUAAAUUGAUGAACUUUAAAGUGAUAGAAUUUUCCAAAUGAGUCAGGUAGAAUUUUAUGAGGCUAUAGCUAGAAUAGCAGAAGAAGCUUCUCUACCAGUAGGACCGGGAACAGUAGAAGAAGGAUUUUAAUGGAGUUGGGAAAAAAGAAAAUAAUAAAAGCUAAGUCAUAAAUUUGAAGGACUUAUUUUAAGAAUGUUAAAUACAGUCUGUGAUUAGUAGUUUAAAGCUGGAUAUACAAAAGUUGAAAAGAGUAUGUUUUGUUAAGAUGAUGAUGAAGAAUAUUAAUGAUUUUUUAUAUAAAUUUUAAAUAUAUUUUUUUGUUUAUA
Messenger RNA from Ichthyophthirius multifiliis, 2942 nucleotides. RefSeq names its product leucine rich repeat protein. The record is from RefSeq and is a predicted model, not a curated record. The transcript is spliced from 2 exons. Lineage: Eukaryota; Ciliophora; Oligohymenophorea; Hymenostomatida.